CAGGCUGAAGAACAUGAGUUGUCAUUAGAACUUCGCUGUGGUUUGCAACGCCUCCUGUCAGCUCGUUAUGAGGUUAUGCAACCAGGGUUCUUAUUAAAAACAAGCUCAUUCAGGCCUCACAUGUCAGUUCAGGUACCCGGGAGUCUCGCGUCCUCUCUGCACUCUGGACCGACUGCCACCGCCAUGAAAACUUACUACUUUCUUCUGGUGAUAUUUUUUCUCUUCUCCCAGAUGGAACCAGGUGCUGGUGUUCUCACAAGUCUUGGACACAGAACGGAUCAAUACCGAUGCCUCAAAAAUGGAGGAUUCUGUCUCCGCUCCAGCUGCCCUUUGAAUACCAGGCUACAGGGAACCUGUAAGCCAGAUAAGCCCAACUGUUGUUAUGAGCUGACAACCUGAAGAAUGAACUGAAAAGACAAGUCAGGGAUUGUAAAAUUAGUAUUUUAAUAAAUAAAAUGUAAGCCUACUUGCA
This is a messenger RNA of Meriones unguiculatus (Mongolian gerbil), 472 nucleotides long. It is a transcript of the gene Defb1, whose product is annotated as defensin beta 1. Gene Ontology annotation, biological process: innate immune response in mucosa; defense response to Gram-positive bacterium; defense response to Gram-negative bacterium. Gene Ontology annotation, molecular function: CCR6 chemokine receptor binding. Lineage: Eukaryota; Metazoa; Chordata; Mammalia; Rodentia; Muridae. The transcript has 2 exons. The record is from RefSeq and is a predicted model, not a curated record. The coding region runs from base 76 to 399 and encodes 107 amino acids. Gene Ontology annotation, cellular component: extracellular region.